Molecule: messenger RNA, 2076 nt
Organism: Periophthalmus magnuspinnatus
Lineage: Eukaryota; Metazoa; Chordata; Actinopteri; Gobiiformes; Gobiidae
Product: transcriptional enhancer factor TEF-3-like
Exons: 12
Coding region: 1-1392 (463 amino acids)
Biological process (GO): hippo signaling; embryonic organ development; regulation of transcription by RNA polymerase II
Cellular component (GO): transcription regulator complex
Molecular function (GO): DNA-binding transcription factor activity, RNA polymerase II-specific; RNA polymerase II cis-regulatory region sequence-specific DNA binding
Source: RefSeq, a predicted model, not a curated record
AUGCUGUACAACCAAGACCCCAGUGCCGUGUGUGCACUCACUGCUCUCUACAUAAUAGCGUCUCCCCCCCAAGCCUACACUCUACCUCCUGGUCCUGCCCUCUGCCCCACCACGUCUGCAGAGUGGGUGCCAGCUCCCUCCCCGCGGGGUGGGAGUGACGAUUUGGUGGAUGGACUGGACAAGCCCCUGGAGAAUGAUGCAGAGGGGGUGUGGAGCCCAGACAUAGAGCAGAGCUUUCAGGAGGCUCUGGCCAUUUAUCCCCCAUGUGGUAGAAGGAAGAUUAUCCUCUCUGAUGAGGGCAAGAUGUACGGAAGGAAUGAACUAAUUGCCCGCUACAUCAAGCUCCGCACGGGGAAGACGCGGACCAGGAAGCAGGUGUCCAGCCACAUCCAGGUGUUGGCUCGACGAAAAGCCAGAGAGAUCCAGGUGAAGCUCAAGGACCAGGCCGCCAAAGACAAAGCAUUGCAGAGUAUGGCCACAAUGUCGUCGGCUCAGAUCAUCUCGCCCACUGCCUUCCAGAACAAGAUGGCGCUUCAGGGCUUGUCCCGGCCCGCCUAUCCCACCAGUGGAGGAUUUUGGCACGGAGCACUUUCGGGGCAGCCAGGAGGCCACGAAGACAUUAAGCCUUUCUCCCAGCAGACUUACACGAUGCAAGCAUCCGGCCCGACGCCCAUAACAGGUUAUGAAAGCACCGCAGGGCUGGCCAUGUCCCCUGGCGCCCCUCCUUGGCAGGGCAGAUGUAUUGCCAGUUCAAAACUUCGAAUGUUGGAGUUUUCUGCCUUCCUGGAGCAACCCCAGGACCCUGAAACUUUUAACAAGCACCUGUUUGUCCACAUCGGCCAGUCCAACCCCAGCUACAGCGACCCAUAUUUGGAGUCAGUGGACAUCAGGCAAAUUUACGACAAGUUCCCAGAGAAGAAAGGAGGCCUGAAGGAGCUGUUUGACAAAGGGCCUCAUAAUGCCUUUUUCCUGGUCAAAUUCUGGGCUGACCUCAGUAUAAACCUCCAGGACGACAGUAACUUCUUCUACGGGGUCUCCAGUCAGUACGAGAGCUCUGAAAACAUGAUUAUCACCUCCUCCACCAAAGUCUGCUCCUUUGGCAAACAGGUGGUUGAGAAAGUGGAGACGGAGUACGCACGUUACGAGAAUGGCCGUUAUGUUUUCCGGAUUCAUCGCUCCCCCUUAUGUGAAUAUAUGAUCAAUUUCAUCCACAAACUUAAACAUCUACCGGAGAAGUACAUGAUGAAUAGUGUACUGGAAAACUUCACAAUCUUACAGGUGGUGACCAACAGGGACACACUGGAGACGCUGCUGUGCAUAGCCUAUGUAUUUGAAGUAUCCACUAGUGAGCACGGAGCACAGCAUCACAUCUACAGACUGGUCAAAGACUGACCCCACACACUUUGGACUGUAGCACAAAGGACUAGUUCUUCUGUAAACUUAAAGCCCAGCCAUUGGAAAACCAGAUCAACUCAACACAUCUGAUGGCCUGCUGCAGAGUACAUGAACUUAAGACUUGGAACUUUAUGUGAAAAAGGCAAAGAAAAUGAGGUCCAUGUUCAACGCUGUGGUCUUUAUAUCAAAGGAUCCAACAGGAGCCAAGUGAACCGCAUUAAGAUAUCAGUGACUGUGUUUUUCAUCUCUUUUUACUAGUGCUAGGGUUUGUUUUAUUGUCAUUUACACUCGUGCAUGUGCAGGGGAGGAUGCUUACGGAUGAGUUUGGCUGCCUCAGGAUGCCACCUAGUGACUGAAGUAUGAAGUACUAAAUAGUUGUCACCAAUUGCACAUUUGAUAUUAUUACUGUUGGUGCCAAUCUUCAACAUUUGAGGUAAUUAUUAUGACUAGUGCUUUUACAUCUCCUCUAAUGUGAGCUAUACAAAGAGGCUAAAAUGAUUGCUUUUCAGUUGUUUGGUGUUCGGUGUUGUGUUACUGGUUUUGGUUGAGAACAAUGUGGCACAUGAAAUAAGACUGCUAACUUGAACAAGCUCAGUCUGUAAACUGGAGUUUGCAGAUUCUGUCUGUGAUUGUAAUAAGCCUUAUUUGUGUUAGAUAAAAUACAAGUGUUUCUUACAAAAA